GGCCGGUACAGUGCGAGUGGUUUAAGGUUGCUGGGUGUACAUAUAGAUCGUGUACAGCGUCUUUGACUUUUACUGCAAGUUGUGCAAUGGAUGCUGUCGAGAGAGUUUACAAGUCAAGAGUUGGAUCUGUCAAUCCAAAACUGUCACGUCAUGCCCCGGCUUCAGCGGGACGUCAUCAGCAUCUGACGUGUUACUCCCCUCUUAAAGUUAGAGAUUCGAUCCCGGAUAUGCGGCCUCUUCCUCCAAUAACGAUCCAGAGGCGCAGGGAAAAGGAAUAUGUGGUAGACGCUAUCAAAUCCGAUGUUUUUUCCAACAGUCCUUACCACCGACCACGGCGAACUUCUAUCAUUAAACCUUACAACGCCAUGAACGAUCGCCACUCAGCCGGUUACUUCAGGUCACCUAUGGUAAAGGAGACGGUUACCCGUACAUUGUCGGCACAGCCUCAACGCAUUGAGUACGUACCUGCAGAGAAAAGAGGUCUUCAUCGCAUGUCCGCUAGACGUCGCUCGAUCCCGACACCACCAACACCGAAGAUUUUGGAUAAAGAGCGCAAUUUUGUUCUCGACAACGUAAGAUCCGAACGAAGCCGUAACAAACAAAACCCAAUCAUACCGGAAUACGACGCCUUGCUAGACCUGCACUCACGAAGAUAUUUUAGAAACAAACUUGUGCAGAAUGUUUUACGGAAAACAACGUACAGCCCGCAACGGUUGUACCCCACAAUUACUUUUUACGCGCCUACGAAAAAUGACCUCGUAGUUUAAUAUUUACAUAAUAUCACAUCAAUGCUUCUUAGCAAAUUUGAUCGCCAAAAACUAUUAAGCCUUAAAUAGAAAAAAAGAAAAAGUUUACGGUUUUUCUAAACAUACAGUAAAUGGUUUGAACGGGGACCUAACAGUUUUAAUUGUAUUUUUUAU
Messenger RNA from Ciona intestinalis (vase tunicate), 920 nucleotides. RefSeq lists its product as uncharacterized. The record is from RefSeq and is a predicted model, not a curated record. Lineage: Eukaryota; Metazoa; Chordata; Ascidiacea; Phlebobranchia; Cionidae.